Messenger RNA from Trypanosoma brucei brucei TREU927, 1374 nucleotides. RefSeq lists its product as hypothetical. Gene Ontology annotation, cellular component: Noc4p-Nop14p complex; small-subunit processome; nucleolus. The transcript has a single exon. The coding region runs from base 1 to 1374 and encodes 457 amino acids. NCBI's taxonomy places the organism in Eukaryota, Euglenozoa, Kinetoplastea, Trypanosomatida, Trypanosomatidae. Gene Ontology annotation, biological process: ribosome biogenesis. The record is from RefSeq and is a predicted model, not a curated record.
AUGGAGAAAGAAUUCACGAAGGCACUGCAGAGCUGUGACAAAUGCUCGACAUUUCACGACCUUUGUGACUGUUUUGAUGCAACCGUGCGACCCCUGGUCGAAAAUUGUCUCUGUUCUGCGCUGCUGAAACCCGUACGUGAUCAUGUGAGUCCUAAUGAGUGCAACCCGCAAGUAUCACAGUUGCGGGACGUGCUGUGUAACAUUAGGGGCGGAAGUGACGAUGUCUGGUUUUUUCUUUAUCGCACCGCCGGCUCGUUGUUGUCCCGCUUCACGAAGAAACGGAUGCGCAAUGACAAGUGUAAUGUUUCAACGCUAGCGGUGAAUGUUUUUGUUCUCUUCUACGGCCGUGCGCUGCCCGAUCUGUCCAAGCUAUGCCUUCGGUGGGACUUCCUGCGUGAUGAAAAGAAAAACUACGAGUCGGACGAAGCGUACGUCCACUCCAACGCCGCUGAACGGCGAAAGCUUAUGAUGUCUUCGGUUCUUUCUGUUUUCUCGGAGAGAGCCCAUCGGCACUACUUCACCGCGUUGUGGAUGCCUUGCCUCCAGCAUGCGGCAGAGGCGGCAUUGCAUGUGCACAUACUGCAUCGGAUGGGCGAUGUGAUUUUGCCGUACCUGACGAAUCCUCUCGUUGUAGCAGAUUAUUUGAGCGGUUGCUUUGCCAGUGGCGGUCUCAUUGCCGUGCUUGCACUGCACGGCAUAUUCAUUCUUAUGCUAGACCACGGAUUGGAGUACCCUAAUUACUAUCAGCAACUUUACACUCUGCUCACCCCGGACUCCUUUGCCUCACGGCAUCGCUACGAUCUGUUUCGUUUGCUGGAUCUUUCUUUAACAUCUCUUCGUGUGCCAGCGUACAUUGCCGCCGCUUUCGCGAAAAAAGUAGCUCGCGUGGCGACGCUUUCCCCUGCUCCUGUUCUUUACUUUGUGCUCCCCUUUAUCCGUAAGGUGCUGCAGCGUCACCAAAACUGCCUCGCAUUGAUCCACCGGUCCACGAAGGAGGCAUUUGUGCCAGCUAAUGAUGACCACGAGGUUGCACAUUCGGAUGCUGGGGAUAGAGCAAGGGAGGCGGGCCGACUGGCAGCAACGCUGUUUGACGGGAACGACCCUUUCGUACCUGAUGCUCCAUUGGGAGAAUCUCACGCACUGCACAGCACAUUAUGGGAGCUUACAGCACUGGAACGUCACUUUAUCCCCACAGUACCGCUGAUGGUUUCUGUUUUUAGCAGCCCUGCAGAGGACCAGGCACCCCUACGUUACGAGAAGACGUAUGCACGUCUCUUCACUUCGGAGGUGACGCGGCCAAUUUCAAAAUCACAGCUUCCAACUGUUGCAUAUCGCGAACCGGAGAGUGAGGAUGGAGCGCUGCUGUUUGUGUAA